AUGUUUUUUGCCCUCUAUUUGGUUCACGUUAGUGUUUUCACAAAAAUCAAACAAACCUUUCUUUUUGUAAUUCUGAGAACAGAUGACAGAGUCGGUAGAAUUAAACCAAAGAAGUCCACAUUGAACUUGACUACAUGCCAGCUAGCUAAGUUAGCGAGUUACCCAACUUCAAAGACUGAUGCUUCGCAGCUAAUAUAGCCUUCUAGCUAAGCUAACACUGAGUGUAAUUUGGCAGGGCUUGCUAGCAAGCUAGCUAGUUAACUAUUCUGGCUGAAGAGGUAGCUGUAAGGUCUGCGUGAAUUCUUUCGUAGGAAUGAACCAUAAAAGUAAGAAACGAAUCAAAGAGGCAAAGCGAAGUGCCAGACCUGAACUAAAGGAUUCCGUUGACUGGACUAAACAUAACUAUUGCGAGACUUUCGAUCUCUCACACCGGACAGUGAAGGACAAUGUAGAGCGUGUGGAUGCCCUCCGCCUGACCCCUGAAGAGUUCAUCCAACGUUUCGAGAGGCCCUACAAACCCGUGGUGCUCCUUAACUGCCAGGAAUCGUGGCCGGCGCGAGAGAAAUGGACCCUAGAACGCCUCAAACGCAAGUACCGCAACCAGAAAUUCAAAUGCGGCGAGGACAACGAUGGCUACUCCGUGAAGAUGAAGAUGAAAUACUACGUGGAGUACAUGGAGUCCUCGCGAGACGACAGCCCGCUCUACAUCUUCGAUAGCAGCUACGGCGAACACGCUAAACGACGCAAGCUGCUGGAGGACUACACGGUUCCCGUCUUCUUCAGGGACGACCUGUUUCAGUAUGCUGGGGAGAAACGCCGUCCUCCCUACAGGUGGUUUGUGAUGGGCCCAGCCCGCUCUGGCACAGGUAUCCAUAUAGACCCUUUGGGUACGAGUGCAUGGAACGCCCUAGUGCAGGGUCACAAGCGCUGGUGCCUGUUCCCCACACACACUCCCCGCGAGCUCAUUAAGGUCACGCGAGAAGACGGAGGGAACCAGCAGGACGAGGCGGUCACCUGGUUUAAAGUGAUUUACCCUCGCACUCAGCAGCCCACCUGGCCGGCCGAGUUCAGACCCCUGGAGAUCCUGCAGUGUCCUGGGGAGACUGUGUUUGUCCCAGGUGGCUGGUGGCAUGUGGUGCUUAACCUAGACACAACCAUCGCAGUAACCCAAAAUUUCGCCAGCACCACCAACUUCCCCAUCGUGUGGCACAAAACCGUCCGUGGACGACCCAAACUCUCCAGAAAGUGGUACCGCAUCCUGAAGCAGGAGCGGCCUGAUUUAGCAGCACUAGCAGAUAAAGUUGACCUGCAGGAAUCCACAGGCAUCGCAUCAGACAGCUCCAGUGACUCUUCAUCAUCCUCUUCCUCCAGCUCCUCCGACUCUGACUCUGAGGCUGAAUCAGGCUCCGAUAAUGACACCAUGUCCCAUCGUCGUAAGAAGAGACGGACCUGUGGCAUGAUGGGAAAUGGUGACAUCACCACCCAGGACGACUGCGUGAGCAAAGAACGUAGCUCCUCACGGUGACACUCCACCCCUGUCGGGCACAUCUGAGGGGAGUGUCAAUCUCUCUCUUUCUUUCUCUCUCUCUCUCUCUCUCUCUCUCUCUCU
Chanos chanos (milkfish) is the source of this 1609-nucleotide messenger RNA. It is a transcript of the gene jmjd6, whose product is annotated as jumonji domain containing 6, arginine demethylase and lysine hydroxylase. Bases 314 to 1525 code for a protein of 403 amino acids. The record is from RefSeq and is a predicted model, not a curated record. The transcript has 6 exons. Gene Ontology annotation, cellular component: cytoplasm; nucleus. Gene Ontology annotation, molecular function: P-TEFb complex binding; histone H4R3 demethylase activity. NCBI's taxonomy places the organism in Eukaryota, Metazoa, Chordata, Actinopteri, Gonorynchiformes, Chanidae. Gene Ontology annotation, biological process: phagocytosis.